This is a messenger RNA of Leptopilina boulardi, 2783 nucleotides long. Its product is annotated as cationic amino acid transporter 4. The transcript has 10 exons. Gene Ontology annotation, molecular function: amino acid transmembrane transporter activity. Bases 112 to 2043 code for a protein of 643 amino acids. NCBI's taxonomy places the organism in Eukaryota, Metazoa, Arthropoda, Insecta, Hymenoptera, Figitidae. Gene Ontology annotation, biological process: amino acid transport; transmembrane transport. The record is from RefSeq and is a predicted model, not a curated record. Gene Ontology annotation, cellular component: plasma membrane.
AGCAAAGCCACGCGACGUCGCACUAUUUAUUCGUUCAAGUCUUUAAGGAUAGUGAUUUUCAUUCAUUAUUUUUCUAUAGAGAAAUUAGGUUAUUGGAAAUAAAAAUUAAAAAUGCCGUCAGUUCGAAGAAUGAUACUUGGCCAUGUGAUAUCGGAUGUAUGUGGAAAAAUGAAUAGAAGAAAAAAUUUACAAGGAGACAUUAUGGAAACUCCAUUAAAAAGAUGUCUUUCAACAUUUGAUAUCACAUUACUCGGUGUGGGUCAUAUGAUUGGUGCUGGAAUUUACGUUUUAACUGGAACAGUCGCACAUGAUAUAGCUGGACCAGGAGUAAUUGUUAGUUUUAUAAUUGCUGGACUUGUUUCAUUAUUGGCUGCACUUUGUUAUGCAGAAUUUGGAGCUAAAGUCCCUAAGGCUGGCAGUGCCUAUAUUUAUACAUAUGUCACAAUUGGCGAAUUUUGGGCAUUCGUCAUUGGAUGGAAUAUUAUUUUGGAGCACAUGAUAGGUGCUGCAUCUGUUGCAAGAGCAUGGAGUGGUUAUGUUGAUUCAUUAUCAGGAGGUACUAUAAGUAAUUUUACAAAUCAAUUAAUUGGUGAUCGAAUGAAGGGUAAUCCAUUGGGUCAUGUACCGGAUCCAUUGGCGGCACUUUUAUGUAUUAUUUAUUCAUUACUUUUGGGACUUGGAGUCAAAUGUUCUGCAACUGUUAAUUCAUUUUUGACUCUUAUAAAUCUUAUUGUUAUGGCCCUUGUAAUAGGUCUUGGUAUUUAUCAUGCGGAUUUAAAAAAUUGGAGUUCAGAAAAUUAUAGUUUUAUGCCUUAUGGUUUUCAUGGUGUUUUGGCUGGUGCUGCAACUUGUUUCUAUGCAUUCGUUGGUUUUGAUUCAAUUGCAACUUCCGGUGAAGAAGUUCGUGAUCCAUGUCGUAGUAUACCAAUAGCCACUGCCUUUUCCAUGGGAAUUGUAACCAUUGGAUAUGUUCUUGUUAGUGGAGCUCUAACUUUAAUGGUUCCAUUUUGGGAAAUUAAUCCCUCGGCAGCAUUACCAGAAGCAUUUGCAUCAAAGGGAAUUUAUUGGGCGAAAUAUGUUAUUAGUGUGGGUGCCCUCUGUGGAAUGACGACAACUCUAUUUGGAUCAUUAUUUUCAUUGCCUCGAACUUUGUAUUCAAUGGCAACUGAUGGUCUACUUUUUGGCUUUUUGGGACGAGUGAAUUCUCGCACUCAAGUGCCUAUUGUAAAUUUGGCAAUUAGUGGUGUAAUUAGUGCUCUACUUGCUCUAUUCUUUGACCUUCAACAUCUAGUCGAAUUUAUGUCAAUUGGUACCUUUCUGGCCUAUACAAUAGUUUCUGCCAGUAUUAUAGUUCUAAGAUAUCGACCAGAGAAAGUUUUAUCGCCAAUUUCUACAACUAGCACAUCGAGUACUCUCACAUCACCGCCUACGGAAGGUGCUGAUUCUAGUAGUGAUGGACGUAGUAUGACUUCUGCCGAAUCGGAGCAAUUAUUAAAUUAUUGCGAAGACACUGGAAAAUUGAAAUUUCGUUAUGCAUGGUUGGCAAAAUUUAUUGGAUAUUGUGAUCCUGGAACUGUUGUGUCAAUGUCUAUAACAUUCUAUGCAAUUGGAUGCAUCGCUCUAUGUACUAUACUUAUUCUCAUACUACAAAGUUUAUCGUUACCAACAUGGUCGGACUAUAUAAUGAUCGUCAAUUUAAUUCUCUUUCUUUCAGGAUGUCUGUUUUUGAUACACGCGCACAAACAAACACCUAGUACAGGAAGUUUUCGCGUACCUCUAGUUCCACUAGUGCCAGCGAUGAGUAUGUUUUUUAACAUUGGCCUCAUGUUUCAUUUAUCACUUUUAACGUGGUUACGAUUUCUCAUCUGGAUGCUAGUAGGAAUGUUUAUAUAUUUCUUCUACGGAAUUCAUUAUAGUAAAGAAGCUGGAGGUCCAAAUUCUUAUUCAAUUUUAAUGGCAAGUUCAGAAGCAGGAAGAGGAGCAAAAUGGGGAUCCACCUUACGAGAUUUAAAUUACUAUAGUUCAUUAUAUAAAAUAAAUUAAAAAAAAUAUAUUAAAUUAUUCGUCCAAGUUAUUAGCUAAUAAUUAAUUAGGUAAUUAUAAAAAUUUAUUAUUUUUUUAAUCAAUUAUCAGAUAGUAAUUUUGUUAUCAACAUUUUGAAUAAAAAUCAUAUUCAAUAAAAUUAAAAAGCACUAUUCAUUAAUUUUCAAAAAGCAUCGACAUUUUUUUUUUAAGCACAGCACAAUAAUUAAAUAUACUUUAAAAAAUAUUUUUCUAACUAAAUUUGAAAAUGUUUUAAAAAAUAAUUUUAAUUUGAAAUUAAAUAAAAAACGAAUAAAAUAUGAAAGUAAAUUGAAAAUUUGAAACAAGCACAAUAAACAUAAUGUUACAUAACUUUUUUUAUUUAUUAAAAAACUGACACUCAAUGAGAAAGCAUUUUCAUUUUUUUAAACGGGCUAUAACAAUAAUUAUUGUAAAUAAAACUCGAUGUUUGUUAAUAUGAAUUUAUAGUUAUGUUUUUUCUUUCUAGAAUAUUGAUUUCUUCCGAAAAAAAUAAAAAAUUGCUAAAAAUUAUGUAAAAAUAAUAUAUAUUGAUAAUUGUUAAUGUGAACAAAGAAACAAAUCUAUAAACGCAUAAUAAAUUAUAAAUUGCUGUCUUAGUUUGGAAAUAAUUUACAUAAUUGAAAAUUCGGUGUAUAUCUAUAAUUUUGUCAAUUAUUAUAUUUUCGACAAAGCGACAUGUAUCUAUUAAUACAUAAAUAUGUUCUUUAAGUAUAAUAAGA